UCAUGUGGAAUGUCAAAUGUGCAGAUCUCAUAGCCGGUCCAGAAUUUUUCUGGAAUAAUAUAUUUUUACAAUAAGUAAGGAACAUUGAAGAGUAGUAUUAGCUCUUACCAUGGAAAAUGAUAUAAUAGAUUCACUGAAUGAUCUCGGUUAUGAAGGACCUUUAGCAGAUGAAGUUGCAUUUGCAAAAGCCAUUGAUGGAGGCCCAAAAUCUCUAGAAUAUACAAAGUUAGUACACAUUUUAGCUGAAGAAAUAAAAAAGCUAUGCAAUUUAGAAGAAACUGUCAAUAUAAUGAAUGACCCCGAUGAAUCUAGCACAUUUCUACUAGAAUUGAGCUCUUUCUUAAAAGAACUGGGGUGCCCAUAUAAGAAAUUAGUGACAGGACACAUGUCAUCUAGACUGGAAUCAAGAGAAGACAAAAUACUACUGUUGGAUUAUUUAGUGUCAGAGUUGAUGUCCGCAAGAAUGGUCAGUGUUGAUUGUCCAAAAGAAAAACAAGGGACUGGGAUGAAUAUUGUUGUACAAGAAUCACCAACAGCAAAGGACUUGAAGGACAUAUUGAUUAGUUUGAAGUUUAACAAACCUCCACCAAACAUCACUCCAGAAGUACUAUUCUUAAAGCUAGAAGCAAAAUUAAAGGAAACAUUACAUAAAGAAGGUGCGGUAUUAGUUGGCAAGUCACUAUACAAUAAAGCACAAAAUGAAAAAGACUGGAAAUCCUUAGAAAAUACAUUUACAGAGCUAUUUGAAGAAUAUCGACUAAGGAGAGAGACUUUAAUUACCCGAUUAGAAUGCACUAUACAGAGUUUUGAGUGGUCAGACCGUUUGAAAUCGAAAAGAGACGUAAUCCAGUCAACAUAUAGACCAAAAAGGGAACAAAUGAAACUCAAACCAAAUGUGAAGCUGUCGGAUUUUCUCGCUGCGCGAACAUCUUUGCUGCAAAUUGAAAAAACUUCAAGUGCCUCUGUUAGAAAGAACACGCAGAGUGAUGUUAACAAAGUGCUUAUUGGAAGGGUUCCAGAUAGAGGAGGUCGCCCUAAUGAACAACAGCCUCCACCACCAGAGAUGCCAUCUUGGCAACAGAGAUCUGCCCCACAGGGUGGUCGCGGUGGAGGCCGUGGGGGAGAUGGAAUGGGAAGGGGCGGAGAGAGAGGAGGAAGGGGAGGAGAGAGAGGAGGAAGGGGAGGAGAGAGAGGAGGAAGGGGUGGAGAGAGAGGAGGAUGGGGCGGAGAGAGAGGAGGACGUGGUGGGGGAAGAGUCCAGGGUGGAUACAACCAAGGAAAUGGAGACCAGCGGCCUCAAAGUAGUCCUGGUUUUAACCAAAACCGCAAUUACCAAACCUACGAAGUGCCACCUGGCGGUUACAGCCAGAAUAACCAGAAUAAUUACAAUCAAGGCUACGAUAGUAUGGGCAGCUAUAACCAAAGAGGUGGCUACCAACCCCAACAAAACCCAGGUCAUCAACAGGGCUACCAACGCUACGAGCAUGACGAGAGAAGAGGUCGCGGUGGGUACAGAGGCCGCCGUUGACACCCCGCGUUUGACACUUCCGCUCUCAGCUGACAUUUGGCACCCUUAAUCUAUUCAUGACUUAGUUGACGGUAGUUUUAAUCUACCCUCAUUUAUUUAUUAUACAAUUUAUUUUUUAAGUUCUUUAUUAAACAAUAGAAUUUUAAAAUUAAUAAAUUUUCCGCAGCAAAAAACUUACCAUUUUAAGUACGUAUUUAAUACUACCGUCAACUUAGUUUAAGUUAUAUUCAUCUUUAACUAUAUUAUUAGAUUAGCAGUAAUAUAUAAAUUUAAAUCGCUAGUGAUUUUUAGGCAUGUUAUUAUUAACUUUCUUAAAUUCUCUUCAUAGAAAAGUUAAGAAUCAUGUUUUAAAGAAAUUCAAAUAGUUUUAUUAGCGUUUUAGCUUUGACCCAUCACUAGUGCGAAAAAUAUUUUAAUUAUGAAAUAUUUAAGCACAGAUAAAUUAAAUUUUUACUAUAACAUACAUCAUCUUAAAUCAAUUUCUUAUUAGUUUUAGUAAUUGUCAAAAAAUUUCAAAAGAUGGAGUGGAUAUAGUGAAAAUUAGA
Messenger RNA from Pieris napi, 2073 nucleotides. Its product is annotated as protein FAM98A. Bases 110 to 1528 code for a protein of 472 amino acids. Lineage: Eukaryota; Metazoa; Arthropoda; Insecta; Lepidoptera; Pieridae. Gene Ontology annotation, cellular component: tRNA-splicing ligase complex. The record is from RefSeq and is a predicted model, not a curated record. The transcript is spliced from 10 exons.